AUGAAUCUCAUUCACCACGCGCUGAGUGAGUUCAAACUCCGAACCCGCGUCUCCCGUACCCUGUCCGAGGCUCUGCAGCACCGCACCCCCGACUCCCUGCAGCGCGUGACAGAGCUCGCGGACGCGCACCCCGAGGUCGUCCUGGAGGCCCUCCUUCCCUGGCUUGCCCCCGCCAAGCCCCUCACCAGCCACGCCGCGCUCCUCCUGCUGGAACACCUCGUGGGGGCCUGCAACUACGCAUUCCACCUCGCCCUCGCGCGGGGCCGGGGGCUGCAGGAGCGGCUCCUCAGCCUCGCCCUGGUCCGCGCCGAGGACGAGUCCCACCGCGCCCUCCAACGCCUAGCCCGGCUCACCCUGCUUGAGUACUCCCGCGGCUUCGCCGAUGACCCCGCGCUGCGCGGCCUCGCCGGCCUCCUCUGCGUCUUCGAGACCCGCACGGGGAAAAGCCUCCUGCGCUGUCUCAACGUCCAGCGCCGGACGGUGCGCUUCCGCAAGGUCGAGCCCGGGGACUACAUCCUCCUCAGCCCGUCCCCGGACUCCGCCACACCAACCGAAGACGGGGCUGUUACAGAGGCGGACGCGGAGGGCCCCAAAGGCCCACGGCGGGCCCUGGCGCCGCUGCGCUUGACCGCGGCGGAGGUCUGGCCGUGUCGGGUCUGCGGGUAUUGGAACACGCCGUCGGGGAUGCGGUGUGCGGCCUGUGAGACCACGCGCCAGGUCCCCUCCCCUUCCCCCUCCGUCGACGGGAAAGGGGAGGGGACGAAUGGGGAUCCGACAACGGAGUCCGUCGAAACCGGGCGGGGGAAUGCACUCAAGGAGCCUUGGGGGAUGGGAGAAUCCGACAGUCCGGUAUGUUCUGGUUUUAAGGAGACUGACGAGGAUGAAAUGAAUGGAAAAAUGGCAUCGGGGUUGUAA
Molecule: messenger RNA, 915 nt
Organism: Phytomonas sp. Hart1
Lineage: Eukaryota; Euglenozoa; Kinetoplastea; Trypanosomatida; Trypanosomatidae
Source: the annotation of a GenBank genome assembly